Molecule: messenger RNA, 1293 nt
Organism: Vittaforma corneae ATCC 50505
Lineage: Eukaryota; Fungi; Microsporidia; Nosematidae
Exons: 1
Coding region: 1-1293 (430 amino acids)
Biological process (GO): nucleotide-excision repair; mismatch repair
Cellular component (GO): XPC complex; nucleotide-excision repair factor 2 complex; nucleus
Molecular function (GO): damaged DNA binding; single-stranded DNA binding
Source: RefSeq, a predicted model, not a curated record
AUGAAAAAUAGUUCAAGUGAAAGCUGGGACUCGGCCUCUGUUGAUGAAUUAAAACUUACCGUGGCGCAGAAAAAAACAAGAGCAUCCAAUAAGCUAUCAAAAUUGAAGAUUCUUCACCAGUUUUUGUUUAUAAUUGAGUGUCUGAGAAUGGAAAGGGAAUACAUCCUUGCUGGUGGCUUGAAUGACUACGAGAAAUUCGAGAAUAUUUGCAAGGACAUCUCAGAAGGUGGUAUAAAUAGCGCAUGCAUGGGAAUGUUCUGUGGCCUGUUCCCUGGUGUUAAAGGCCCGAAACAUUGCUUCGCUCCUCCUUUUGAUGGGAAUAUUUCACUUUUUGUAAAUCUAAAUGCAAACAGUAUUCCCUGUAGAAUCUACUUUAGCCUCGGAAAAGAGAUAGAGUCAUUUCUAGAAUAUUCUCUGAACAGUACCGUCGUUAAAUACAAAUCUACGGUGGAUGGAUUGUGUUUUUCUGUCGAUUUCAAUGGCUUUAUUUCCGAUCAAACUGUCAAUUUUUCUAAAAAGUACUCACACCAUCACUUUUUUGUCAAAAUCAUAAACGAAUUUGUGCAGAAAGAGCAGGUAUUUGGACGCAAAGAUAGAGAAGGUAAUGGAUAUAGCUUUGAAAUGAAUCGAUUUGAUUGUAGUGCAUUCAGCAUGCUAGAUAGCCAGAGAUUGAGAUCUAUUCCUCAGUGCCUGUCUAAAAUUAAAAUACACCCUAUUUACAUGUUAGAAGAGUGUUGUCGUUUCAACGAAACAAUCUAUCCAAAAAGACCAGUCUUUGGAUAUUAUAAAGGCAAGCCCGUGUUUCCAAAGAAUAACAUUGUAAAACUAAGGACGGAGAACGGAUGGUAUUAUCAGGGAAGAGUACUUAAAGAUAACAAGUACGAUGUUACCAAACCUUAUAGAAUAUAUAAGGGCAAGAGGCUGUAUGCAGAGUUUCAAACCGAACCUGUUGACAUCAGAAGUAUCACUGGUUCAGUCAUGGAUGCCUUCCAUCCCAACUUCACCCCAAAAGGCUGUGUUUAUGUUGACUAUGAUCCUCAAAUAGCCAUUGACUUGAAUCUUAAUUUUGCAGAAUGCAUCGUUGGUCACCGAGGAAAGGAAAAAAUUAAAAGAGGGUUUUAUAUUGAAAAGAAGUACUGCUUCAUAACCAAUUACUUUAUUAAAGAAAAAGAGUAUUAUAAAGGGAUGGUUGAGGAGAUUGAAAAGAUUGAAAAAACGAUUGGGGAAUGGAGAAGAUUUAUAAGAAAAGUUAUGAGGAUGGCGGAAAUAAGGAAAAGGGUAGGGCUGUCAUAG